AAGAUGGAAGUGUCUUCUGGAAAACUUGCCAAGUUUGCUGAUGGAUCUGCUGUUGUUCAGCUGGGGGACACAGCAGUCAUGGUCACAGCAGUCAGCAAAACGAAGCCCUCUGCCUCCCAGUUCAUGCCAUUAGUGGUUGACUAUCGUCAGAAAGCUGCUGCAGCAGGAAGAAUCCCUACAAACUACCUGAGAAGAGAACUUGGCUCCACUGAUAAGGAAAUUCUUACAAGCAGAGUAAUAGAUCGAUCCAUCAGACCCCUCUUUCCAGCAGGCUACUUCUAUGACACUCAGAUCCUUUGUAAUCUUUUAGCAGUAGAUGGUGUCAAUGAUCCUGAUGUCCUGGCAAUUAAUGGAGCUUCUGCAGCACUUGCCUUGUCUGAUAUCCCAUGGAAUGGUCCCAUUGGUGCAGUGAGGGUGGGAUUGGUGGAUGGAGAAACUAUCAUCAAUCCAACUCGGAAGCAGAUGUCAUCCAGUGCUUUAAAUUUAGUUGUGGCUGCAGCUCCACAAAAUCAAGUUGUCAUGUUGGAAGCAACUGCUGAGAACAUAUUACAGCAAGACUUCUGUCAUGCCAUCAAAGUUGGGGUGAAGCACACCCAGCAGAUCAUCCAGGGAAUUCAACAGCUAGUGAAAGAACAAGGAGUUGUCAAGAGGACUGUUCCAAAGUUAUUUACUGCUCCUGGAGAGAUUGUGGAAUAUGCAAAGAAACUUGCUUCUGACAAGAUCUAUGCAGUGUUCACAGAUUCUAGCCAUGAUAAAAUUUCUAGAGAUGAAGCCAUUAACAAAAUAAGGCUUGAAACAGAAGAACAGCUGAAAGAAAAAUUUCCAGAGGCUGAGCCUUAUGAAAUCAUGGAAUCUUUCACUGUGGUUUCAAAGGAUAUUUUUAGAAAUCUUGUCCUGAAUGAAUAUAGAAGGUGUGAUGGGAGAGAUUUGACUUCCCUCAGAGAUAUUAAAUGUGAAGUGAACAUGUUUAAAAUGCUGCAUGGAUCAGCCUUAUUUCAGAGAGGUCAAACACAGGUUCUGUGUACAGUUACCUUUGACUCCCUAGAAUCAAGUGUAAAAUCAGAUGUCAUCUCAACAGCAGUGAGUGGGAUAAAAGAUAAAAACUUCAUGCUGCAUUAUGAGUUUCCACCUUAUGCAACUAAUGAGAUUGGCAAAGUUACUGGUAUGAACAGAAGAGAGCUUGGGCAUGGUGCCCUGGCAGAAAGAGCUUUGAAACCAGUUAUUCCCCAGGAUUUCCCAUUCACAAUACGAGUUACUUCUGAAGUCUUGGAGUCAAAUGGGUCAUCUUCCAUGGCUUCUGCAUGUGGUGGAAGUUUGGCAUUAAUGGAUGCAGGAGUUCCAGUAUCAAGUGCAGUGGCAGGGGUAGCAAUAGGUCUCAUCACCAAAAGCAAUCUGGAGAAGAGAGACAUUGAGGACUAUCGCUUGCUGACAGACAUCCUGGGCAUUGAAGAUUACUAUGGUGACAUGGAUUUCAAGAUGGCAGGUACUAACAAAGGAGUAACUGCCCUGCAGGUUGAUCUAAAACUGCCAGGAAUACCAAUCAAAAUUGUAAUGGAAGCUAUUCAGCAAGCUACAGCUGCAAAGAGGGAGAUUUUGCAAAUUAUGAACCAAACUCUGGCCAAACCCAGACCUAACAGAAAGGAAAGUGGACCAGUUGUAGAAACUAUCCAUGUUCCAUUAUCAAAGAGAUUAAGAUUUGUUGGUCCUGGGGCCUAUAAUUUGAAAAAACUUCAAGCACAGACUGGUGUGACAGUGAGCCAGCUGGAUGAGGAGACAUAUUCUGUGUUUGCCCCCACACCCAGUGCUAUGCACGAGGCAAGAGAAUUCAUCCAUGACAUCUGCAAAGAUGAUCAGGAAGUUAAUUUGGAAUUUGGUGCAGUUUAUACAGCCACAAUAACUGAAAUAAGAGACUCUGGAGUGAUGGUAAAACUGUAUCCAAAUAUGACACCAGUGUUACUUCAUAAUUCCCAGCUUGAUCAAAGAAAGAUAAAACAUCCUAGUGCCUUGGGAUUAGAAGUUGGACAAGAAAUUCAGGUGAAAUACUUUGGACGUGAUCCCACUGAUGGCAGGAUGAGGCUCUCACGGAAAAUCCUGCAGUCACCAGCCACCACUGUGCUGAAAACCCUGACUGACAAAAACAGCAUUGUCCUGGGGGGUGCCCUGCCACAGUCAUCUCCUUCAUCCCAGUGACAGGUAAGGAGACUUC
Molecule: messenger RNA, 2206 nt
Organism: Merops nubicus (carmine bee-eater)
Lineage: Eukaryota; Metazoa; Chordata; Aves; Coraciiformes; Meropidae
Gene: PNPT1
Product: polyribonucleotide nucleotidyltransferase 1
Exons: 27
Coding region: 4-2190 (728 amino acids)
Biological process (GO): mitochondrial RNA 3'-end processing; mitochondrial mRNA catabolic process
Cellular component (GO): mitochondrion; cytosol
Molecular function (GO): 3'-5'-RNA exonuclease activity; polyribonucleotide nucleotidyltransferase activity; RNA binding
Source: RefSeq, a predicted model, not a curated record